CACGUCCUUUGCCAAGCCAACAGCGCGUGACUACCUAAAAGAAUACAAACUCCUCCAUACGUCGCCGUUUUUGAAGAACUAUUCUUGAAGUAUUCGGACUGUAUACGUCGUCUCCACCGCUGUCAGUCAAAGCCAAACCCACUCUCCACCAACAACAAUUCCCGGAAAAAUACCAAAAGCAACAAAAAAUUUGGGGAGAGAGAAGCGAGAGAAAAUCCGAAAGCCCAAACCAUGUCGUCUCUCGCAGCCAUUCUCGCCCUCUUCGUCAUCCUAUCCCCAUUCGCUACGUCAUCAACGGCCGCCGCUGGCAACGAUGACUCACGGUCGGCGUACGAUAUCAUCCAAGACUUUGACUUCCCGAUGGGUCUGCUCCCGAAGGGCGUCACUGGUUACGAACUAGACCGAAGCAACGGUCAAUUCCGAGCUUAUUUGAACGGUUCCUGCAGUUUCGCAUUGGAAGGGUCGUACCAGCUCAAGUAUAAGUCCACCAUCAGUGGCUCUAUCUCCAAGAACAAGCUCUCUGGGCUCACUGGGGUUAGCGUCAAGGUCUUGUUCUUGUGGCUCAACAUCGUCGAGGUCACUCGGAGCGGCGACAAUCUUGAAUUCUCUGUGGGGAUCGCUUCUGCUGCGUUUCCGAUUGACAACUUUUACGAGUGCCCACAGUGCGGGUGUGGAUUGGAUUGCGUCAAUGGGCAAGUAAGGAAAAUUAAAAUGAACCCUCUUGUUUCUUCAAUUUGAAAAGAAAUUGGGUUUGUAUGGGGAUGUUUUUAUGGAUUUGGAGUGAUGGUUAGUGUCUGUUUACAUUUAAUUUCUUAAAGAUGCUAAAUUUUAUGGUUUUUAAUAAUUCUUGUAGUUGUGUUUGUUACAUGUUUUGUUAUGGAAAAUGAAUCAAGAUAUUGAUUGUGAUUCUGAGGAGGAAUAAACGAGAGAUCAAAUUAAUGUGUA
Messenger RNA from Prunus dulcis (almond), 945 nucleotides. RefSeq lists its product as uncharacterized. The transcript has a single exon. Lineage: Eukaryota; Viridiplantae; Streptophyta; Magnoliopsida; Rosales; Rosaceae. The record is from RefSeq and is a predicted model, not a curated record. The coding region runs from base 232 to 738 and encodes 168 amino acids.